AUGGAUUGUUCCAAUUGCAUGGAGAAAGAAUAUAUUAAUGAAAGCACUUUGGAUUCGAUAUUCAAAGUUGGUUUCGGGAUUGAUCUGAAAUGCAUAGAAGGGUCAAGCAAAGAAGGGAAUGCUUUUAUGAAGGCAUUCGAUGAUGCGAACGAGAUGGUGUAUUGGCGUUAUGUUGACCCUUUUUGGAAGCUCAAAAGGGCUCUUAACAUUGGCAACGAAGCUGCCCUCAAAACCAACAUCCAACUCAUUCACACCUUCGUUCCCAAUGUUAUUAGCACCAAGAGGCAACUACUCUCCACUAAACUUUAUAUGAAUGUAAAAGAAGAUAUACUUUCGAGAUUUUUAGUGGAAAGCGAGAAGGAUCCUGAAACGAUGAAUGACAAAUACCUAAGGGAAAUAAUACUCAACUUCAUAAUGGCGGGAAAAGAUACGUCUGCUAACACUUUAUUUUGGUUCUUCUACAUGCUCUCUAAGAACCCUUUGAUUCGAGAGAGAAUUGCUCAACAAGUGAUGGACAUCACUGUUAGUGAAGCAAAAUACGAAAACGUUGAAGAUUUCGUGGCUACCAUAACCGAUGCAACCCUUGACCAAAUGCACUAUCUCCAUGCAGCAAUAACUGAGACCUUGAGGCUUUACCCUGUUGUUCCUGUUGAUGGAAGGUGUGCAAGGGAGGAUGAUAUUCUACCAGAUGGGCACAAAGUAAAGAAAGGGGAUGGAGUAUACUACAUGGCGUACGCCGUGGGUAGAAUGCCUAAGUUUUGGGGAGAAGAUGCCCACAUUUGCCGACCCGAAAGAUGGCUUCAAAAUGGGGUUUUCCAGCCUCAAUCACCUUUCAAAUUCGUAGCAUUCCAUGCUGGUCCUCGAAUUUGCUUGGGCAAAGAUUUUGCAUAUCGACAGAUGAAGAUAGUCUCAAUUGCAGUCCUUCGCUUCUUUCGAUUAAAAUUAGUUGACGAUAUGAAAACUAUUACUUACAGGACAAUGUUCACUCUUCUUAUGAAGGAGGGCCUUCGUCUUUAUGCCGUUCCUAGGGCACCUACGUAAAAAUGAGCACACA
Messenger RNA from Hibiscus syriacus, 1054 nucleotides. Its product is annotated as cytochrome P450 704C1-like. The transcript is spliced from 5 exons. Gene Ontology annotation, molecular function: iron ion binding; heme binding; oxidoreductase activity, acting on paired donors, with incorporation or reduction of molecular oxygen. Bases 1 to 1041 code for a protein of 346 amino acids. Lineage: Eukaryota; Viridiplantae; Streptophyta; Magnoliopsida; Malvales; Malvaceae. The record is from RefSeq and is a predicted model, not a curated record.